Molecule: messenger RNA, 5313 nt
Organism: Bemisia tabaci
Lineage: Eukaryota; Metazoa; Arthropoda; Insecta; Hemiptera; Aleyrodidae
Product: solute carrier family 35 member F3
Biological process (GO): transmembrane transport
Cellular component (GO): membrane
Molecular function (GO): transmembrane transporter activity
Source: RefSeq, a predicted model, not a curated record
UUCCCAACGGUCCCUUCGCCUUCGAUCAGUCUCCCAUUCUCGCACGGAGUCCCUGCCGCGGUAUCGAUGUCGCCCCGAUCGACCCCCUAGUUUCCCAGUUUAUUUACAAAGCCCGUCCGACGGAAUGCCAGGCCACCCCUGCUGAGCCCGCCGUCGCAACCCCCCGAGAACGUAAGAUGCUGAUAUCAUGAGUAGAGGCGUAGAGGGAGGAGGGGAUAUCCCCACGAUCUUUAACCCGCACCGAGUGAGAGCACCGCCUAAUCUUGUAGUUACAGGGACCGCCUCCAACGGUCCCUUUUCGCCAGCACUCACUCACUCAGAUUCAGUGUCCGGCAGUCAGAAUAAAGACUCCCUUCCAGAUGAAUCAAGACGUGGAGGUGCCGGGGAAAAGCUGAAAAGCUGUAGAAACUCAUGUUGUUCAAAAUCUGCCAAAAAGAUAUAUUUUGGAGUAUGUGUCACAGUAUGCGUGACAGCCUCAUGGGUGGGCUCAACUCACUCUUUCAAGUACCUUUAUUACAUCGGAAACAAAACACAUCACCAUUACAACCCACAUAGCAAUUUUUCAUCCACACAUCAAUCAAAACUAGUUCAUUUUGACGCUCCAUUUUUUACUACAUGGUUCUGUACAGCAUGGACCACACUAUUUUUCCCAAUUUAUUUCAUAUACCAAUUAACUGUAAACAAAUGUACGUCCACGCCAGAACUCAUUCGAGAAAGCUUCCAAAAUUUUAGAGACAAAGGAUUCACAACAGCUAGGUUCCUCACAAGAUGCAGUUUAUUCUGCAUGCUAUGGGUCGGCACGAGUUACAUGUUUGUUUAUUCAUUGCGGAUAUUACUGGCAACAGAGGUGAUGGCCCUUUUUGCAACCAACGUGUCUUGUGUCUACCUCUUAUCGUGGGUAAUUUUACACCAACAGUUUGUCGGAGUCCGGAUCGUUGCUGUGAUUUUAUGCGAUACUGGCGUGGCUUUGUUGGCGUACAUGGACGGCAUCACUGACAGUCCAACUUUAGGAGGCGUCGUUUUAGCUGCAUCUUCAGCCGCUGGAUCAGCAGUUUACAAAGUGCUUUUUAAGAAGGUCAUAGGAAAUGCCAGUUACGGACAAAUAGCGCUCUUCUUUUCUGUGAUCGGCCUAAUAAACGCAGCUCUACUGUGGCCUCUUUGCCUGGCGCUUUACUUCACUGGCGUCGAAGUAAUCCACUGGGAUCAAAUACCGUGGCCUGCGUUACUUUCCGCAAGCAUACUAUCUCUUGUUGCAAAUUUGCUCGGUAACUUCUGCGUUGCUGUGACCUACGACCUUUUCAUCACUCUAGGACUAAUAACUGCAGUUCCUGUGUCAGCCGCUCUAGAUGUUGUUCUAUACGGCGCAGAUUUCAAAGGCAUGAAACUAGCGGGAAUAAUUUUAAUAUCAAUAGGAUUCUUCUUGGUCAUGUUCCCCAACAACUGGCCGGAUUACAUCACUCGAGUGCUCAGAAACAUCAUUUUACUAACGCACAGUGCGCGGUGGAGUCGGAAUAGACGAAACGCUCAGUCGGCGCAUACGAGAACGGACAUCGACUACCGGACCGGCUACAUCAGGUCCCAUCUCCGGUCACCUUCCGGUAGAGUGAGGUGACUCCUUUCGGUCGGGUGUUGCGCAUUUUAACUUACGGAUAUUCAUAGAGGCCAAUGAUAAACGUUUACGGAUAGAAUAAUCAUAAGGACAUAUCUAGCUUUAAUUUUCCCUCGGUGUUACAUUAUCCUUUCUUUUCUUUCUUCGAUUUUGAGAAAAAAGCUGACGACUGGAACCAUUGCGGUUGCAGAAUAGAUCGUAUUCGAUACAUCAAACGGGUGAGAUUGUAUCGAUAUCGAUUGGUUCAAAACAUUAAUAUAUCAAAAGUCAAUUGAGUAAUCUGACGGAAGGGGGUUUUUUGUGAUCGAUUUUCAUUUCGUAUGAGCACUGAUUGGCCAAGAGAAGUAAAAUUGCCACGAAAUCUCUCGUUUUCAGCUUUUCUGACAAAUAUCUUAUUGUUUUGAACCAAACGAUACAUCGAACCACUAUCGAAUACGAUCCAUUGAAAGAGAGUGGACCUUUGGGCAAUGUAUGAAUUAAAACAAGUCGCAACAUGCUCUUUUCAACAUUUUACUGGGAAAAUGAGUCACACAUCGGAAACUCCUGAAAUCGACGUAUGAAGUGGAUAUGAGGGUUCACGAUUAUUAACAUUGAUUAGAUGACAAAAAUACAAAUUUAAUGCGUGACGCAAAAACGAAGCAAGUCACAGGAACCAUUUCGAAAUUUCAUCGAACAAUUUUAUUUUUUACUUGAGAACGAUUGUGCAUGGAUUUUUUUGAAAAUGCACACCUCUCCUCUUCAGUAAAAAUUUCAGAGGAUUUCCUUCAUACCACAGAAAAAAAUCCCGUGGAAUUUUCCGAAGAAUUUACAUAACAGUUCUAAUGUAUAAAAAAAAAAAAUUAAAAAAACAUAUCAUUCAAUGAAAUUUGGCAAUGCCUGGUGUGAACUGGUUCCUUUCUGUUUAGUGUGGUCCAGAUGAAGUUAUUUGGGCGUAGGUAUCUAACUUCCAUUUGAUGUCUGUUGAAAAUACUUGAUCGUAUCUCGUGCAGGGGUUAAUUUCUAACAUCACAUUGGAUGAAUUGUUCCUGCGUUAUCUUUUGAAGAGAGAGCAUGUAACGCUUUUUCCUGAUUCAAGCCUUGUCUAGCGGUCCUUAUGUCGAGUCGUUGUCGCAGGUAACACAGGCGUACCUAUGUGCCACCUCACUCUUUUCCAAUUAUGGUGGAUUGAAGAAAAUCCAAAAAUCAUAAUAUAAUUCUCAGCUAUAGGUAAACGAAGAUAAAGUUUCAUCUGCGGCUACUUUAAGACAAAAAAGAUGUGAAAGAAUCAGCCUCCAGCCUUCCGUAAAACACAGAGGCAUUAGGACACAUUAUACUAAGGUUCUCCAUGGAUGCAAAUAUCUUUUCAAAUUGAGUGUUAUCAUUCAAAUGCAGUUUUCGUAUUCCUGUACACUCAGAGCUAUGCUUCACACCCAAACUCGUUAAAAGAGUUUUCUUUAAAUGUUUGUAUACAAGUAACAUUCCGAUGAAAAAAGAGCGAUGAAUCUGAUUUAUUUUAGAGGCGUACUUUCAUAACGAAUUGGGGAGAGUCAAGUAAACUAAAUUGUUAUGUGUACAACGAUUUGAUAGUUUAUUUUAAGAGCAAUUAGUUCAAUUUGUUAUUUACUUAUACGUAUUUAAUUAUUUUAUGUGUACUUUUCGUCGACACUUUCGUACCUACUACUGACCUUAACUAAUUUCGUUACCAAAAGAUGUGUAGAUGUUUUCUACUUUCCCUAUUUUGAUUCCUUUUAUGAAUGUUCAUUUUACUGCAAAAUAGUUUUAAUUCUGACGUUUUGUCUCCUUUUUCUACAAGUGGCUCGAAUGCCUUGUAGCCGAUCAAAAAAUGCGUGAGGGAUUAUGUCACAGAAUACAACUUUGUCAUACUUAGGUAUAUUGAAAAAAUUGCAGAGGAAGGUCACAGAGAACCUUAAAGAAUGGUAAGGAGUUUUUAGUAUUAUGGUGCAAUUUCCAAAACCCAUAUCUCGAUAGCGUCUUAUUAAAAUUUCCAUGCAGACGUUACAUUUUAAAAAUAGGACCUAAUUUCAUUAUUCGGAAAAAUUUUGCUGAAGGAUUUUGACAAGAAAUGGACGGGGUAACUCGCCUUUUACGAAGGGCCAAUUAUGUCUCUCUUUGUUGGGGAAAAUAUACUUGAAAAAUCAAAUGAACGAAUUAUUAAAAAGAAAUUCUAUUUUCAUUCCUUUAAAAAAACAACCAAAAUGUACAACAAAUUUGGAAGUAUUACGCUGUAAGGAACGUGUCCACGGUUGUUCCUUAAACUUCAAGACUUCCUUUAACCAUUUUAUUUUUGAAGAUCUAAAAAGGCCUCGAAGUUAAAAAGAUGAAAGUAAAUACGGCUCUAAGAGUAAAGGCUUAGUUCAAGGUCCUUCUUCUAAAUCCUGGGUUCCAUAGGCGUGAUCCGCUGAAGUUCUAAAAAUCUAUUCGAAAAUUCAAUUAGAAAAGGUUAAUCAAAGGCGUUGCCUUCAAAUUGGACGCAUUUCUGCCAAACGGAACUAUGUGCAUUGUGACGCGAGACCUGUAAUGUUAUGGGUCUCAGGGAUCAUGUCUUAAUGCACAUAGUUCCGUUUGAUAGAAAUCUGUCCAAUUGUACAUAGAAAAAAACCAUGACGCACCAAGAUGUGUGAAUGAUUAUCUUCUUAGUUUGAAUAUUUUCAUCAAGUAAUCUCUGCGUCGCAGGUGGCUCAGUGUCUCUCUGGCAAAUGAAGUAACAAACGGUGUAAGAAACAUUAUGAUGGACAUUGAGAAAUGCGGUUUUUCAAUUUCAGCAUCGAUAAACAUCGAUAGUUCGAAGCCGAAGCUUCUGCCUACUGCGGUAACGAUUUUCGUCCAAGUUACAAAACUAAAAACACUGUUUUUACCGAUAGGCCAAGUAGGUAAAUAUAUAAGCUGUGAUAAUUAUUUUUUAAUAUCUUUUUUGUGCAACCAUAAUUAAACUGAAAAAGUAGAAACCCUUAUAAUAACCUGACGUCCUAACCAAGGGUAACUUUUCAAUAUUUCAUUUACUAACCAGUUUUUAAAUGUUUUUGGAAAACAGUAAAACUUUUUCUGCACUUGCAAUGAUGAAUUAUUAUUAUUAAUAUUGUAGAUUUUGUACAAAUUAGUGCAUCUCCACUUGAUUCAGUCACCAACACCUUCAAUUUUUUAGACAAUUUACCUUUUGUCUUUUGAAAUGAUAACCAGAAUUUUCUGUUUCUUCAGUGAUGAAUCAUUUGAAUUUUAGAUUUUGUACAUGUCACAUCAUCUAUCUUGAGCUGGUCACAAGAAAACCUUAUGUACUUUUUUGGAAAAUAUUAAUUUGUAAAAAUUUUAAAGGCACUUGAACCUUUCCAAACUCUUAGGAUUAUUUUAAGGGCGAUUGUCAAGUUUGUUCAUCCCUUCAACAAACUCUUGAUAUUUUCUCUCCCAUUGUCUCAACUUUGAAAUUAAGAUUUCAGAAAAAUGUAAAAAAUAAUACACAGACAAAUGUCCAUUGACUUUCAUUUAACUUUGCUGGAGAGUUCUUUUCCAGUAUGGAUUCGAUGAGAGUGUUUCUAGAUUUUCUGUCAAAUAAUUUCUUUGUCGUCUAACAUUUCCCUCAGUGAGGUCUGAUAUUAGACUCUGUAAAAUUUUAAGUGAGUUUUUUUCUAAUUUAGAGUGAUAUCAAUGGAGAUAUUGGAUUGAAAUACCUCUGUGAAAGAAAAAUCAAUAAAGAAAUUUGUUAAAAUCUG